Molecule: messenger RNA, 2298 nt
Organism: Fraxinus pennsylvanica
Lineage: Eukaryota; Viridiplantae; Streptophyta; Magnoliopsida; Lamiales; Oleaceae
Source: the annotation of a GenBank genome assembly
AUGCAGUCUACCCGACCCGAGAUGGAUGGUUUAUCGUCGGAACCCGCAAUAAAAGGUUCUACGAUUUUCGGUUGUCCGACGGACAAUUCUCAGGCGAUUCAGGCUCAGAGUAAAGCUCAGCUGAGCCCGGAGGAACUGGUGGCUAAAGCUAUAGCUCCAGUAAAAAGAGAAUUUCUCCGUCCACCACCCGUCAGGUCCAGCAAUAACAAUACAAAUACCGAUAGAAUAAUAACUGAUGGAGAAGAUGCAGUUUCAGAGUCCAAGCCGGCUCCCAUUCUUCAGGAGAAGAAAUCCAAACGCCAGCUCAAACGUGAACGUCACCAGGAACAAAAAUCCGGAGCGCACCUCUGUAAUGUGGUAGCGAAAAGUGGAAAUGUCAGUUCCUGCCCUUAUAAAGACAAGUGCCGCUUCAGCCAUGAUGUGGAAGCAUUUAAAGCUCAGAAACUAGAUGAUUUAGAGGGUUCCUGCCCUUUCUUGGAUAAUGAGGGACCAUGUCCUUAUGGGCUGUCUUGUAGAUUUUCUGGCACGCACAAGGGUGGUGAUGAUGUUCCUGCUGUAAUUACGACCACAAAAAAGAACAGCUCGGAACUGAAUGUGUUGAACAAAGAUGUUCAGAAGCUUUUGUGGAAAAACAAUAUGAAGUUCCCAAAGGCAGAUAAUAUACUGAAACUUCUUGGGCUUCAUGGCCCUGGAAAAAAGGGAAAAUCGAUGAAUAAUGUGAAAGAUGACCAGAUUGCUGCAAAUGGACGUGUAGAUGUUGAUGGCAAUGGCAGUUGUAACGUGGCUCUUGAAGCCAACAACGAAGUGGAAUGCUCUCCAGAAGUCUUGGAAGAAGAUAAACCAGAUGAGGUCCAGUUGGAAAAGGGAAAAGCGAUGGGUAACGAGAAAUAUGACCAAAUUGUUGCUAACGGAGCUGGAGUUGUUGAUGGUGAUGGCAGUUGCAAUUCGGCUUCUGAAGCCACAAAUGAAGUGGAAUGCUCUUAUGAAGCCUUAGAAGAUCAUAAACCAGAUGAGGAAUCCGUGGCUGAUGAACUUAGACCCUUGAAAAAGGCUAAAUCUUCAGUCAAUGAUACGUGUUCAGUAGAAGUGGACAGCGAUCCAAGUGUCCAAGUUAAAGAUGUGGACAAAAGCUGUACACAAAAUGAACAAACAACGGUCACUGAACAUACCUUGUCCGACACUGAUAAAAGCUUAAAGUUACACCUGCGUGAAAAAAAGCUCAUUGAUUUCAGAGACAAGCUCUAUCUCGCUCCCCUUACGACAGUAGGAAAUCUACCAUUUCGCAGGGUUUGCAAGUUUCUAGGAGCCGAUGUGACAUGUGGUGAGAUGGCAAUGUGCACAAAUCUUCUGCAGGGUCAAGCUUCAGAAUGGGCUCUGCUAAGACGACAUUCAUCAGAGGAUCUCUUUGGUGUUCAGAUAUGUGGGGCAUAUCCAGAUACAGUUUCAAGAACUGUCGAACUUAUAGAGAAGCACUGUACAGUGGAUUUUGUAGAUAUUAAUAUGGGAUGCCCAAUUGAUAUUGUUGUUAACAAGGGUGCUGGUUCAGCCCUUCUUACAAAACCGAUGCGAAUGAAAAGUGUCAUAGAGGCAUCAUCUAGAGCGGUUGAUACACCAGUAACCAUUAAGGUACGAACUGGUUAUUUUGAGGGCAAAAACCGCAUUGACUCACUAAUAGAAGAUUUUGGAAACUGGGGGGCCACUGCAGUAACAAUACAUGGUCGAACACGUCAGCAACGCUACAGCAAACUUGCUGAUUGGGAAUACAUCUACAAGUGUGCAAGAACGGCCCCUCAUAAUCUACAAGUCCUUGGAAAUGGUGAUGUGUUCUCUUAUUUAGACUGGAGCAAUCACAAGUCCAACUGCCCCGAGCUCUCUUCUUGUAUGAUUGGUAGAGGGGCAUUAAUUAAGCCCUGGAUAUUCACUGAGAUAAAGGAACAGAGGCACUGGGACAUAAGUUCAGGAGAGCGGUUGGACAUUUUGAAGGAUUUUGUACAGUUUGGCCUUGAACACUGGGGUUCGGAUACAAGAGGAGUGGAAACGACAAGGCAUUUCUUGCUGGAGUGGCUUGGUUACACAUGCAGAUACAUACCUGUUGGUCUCUUAGAUGUUAUCCCACAAAGGAUUAAUUGGCGGCCACCUGCAUAUUUUGGUCGUGAUGACCUCGAGACACUAAUGGCCUCUGACUCAGCUGCCGACUGGGUUAGGAUCUCCGAGAUGCUACUUGGCAAGGUUCCCGCUGGGUUCACAUUUUCACCCAAGCACAAGUCUAAUGCAUACGACAGAGCAGAAAACGGCUAA